CAUAUUUCUAGGUUAUAAAAUAUACUUAUUUUUAAAUUCUAUUAUUUAGGCCCUAUUUAUCUUGAAAUAAAAUGACUCUUAUAGAGAAAAUUAGCAUAGAACUCGGCGCUCCGGAACCUUGGCCCAGCGAUGUAAAACUAUUCCAACCCUACGAAGCGGAGCAAAUCCUUCUACCGGAUAACGCGAAUUGCCUGGCGACUCAAGCCUUUUUAAAAAUGUGCCAGUUGCCCUACGCGGUGGAACCGAGGCCUAACGCAGAAGCCAUGUCCCCCACACUGAAAGUACCUUUCAUAAAGGCAGGGCGGUUCGUAAUAGCAGAAUUGGAAGGAAUCGUUCAAUUCGUUAACGGGAAAGAUAUUACCUUAACCCAACCCCUGGAUAACGACGAAAAAUCUAAUUUAAGAGCUUACAUGUCUUUGAUCCACAGUGUAUUAGAAAUGGCCGAGUUGUAUAUCUGCUGGGUAGAUAGCGAAACGUAUAACGAAGUAACCAGCGGUAGGAAUGGUUCGGUUUACCCGUGGCCUUUGAAUUACAUCCAAAAUUGGAACAAACGCAGCCAGGUUAUCAAAAAAUUGAAAACCUUAGGUUGGUAUGAUAAGAAACUUGAGGAUGUUUACUCUGAGGUCGAAACGUGCUGUGAAUCGCUCCAAGCGCGUUUGAAUGAUCAAAAAUUCUUUUUCGACCAUGGGCCAACUGAAUUGGAUGCUUUAGUGUUUGGGCAUCUUUUCACCAUUUUAACGACACCUCUUCCAAGAAGCGAUUUGGCUAAUAUUGUUAGGAAUUAUCCGUCUUUGAUAGAUCUAGUUAAGAGAAUUGAGAACGAAUAUUUUAAGAAAUAAUACAGAUGUUAUUUAUUUGUAGAGAGCAAUUAAUCAUUAAGUGUAAAGUUACAAAACGUACUAAUCAUCUUCAAGCAAUUGUGAG
Phyllotreta striolata is the source of this 924-nucleotide messenger RNA. The record is from the annotation of a GenBank genome assembly. NCBI's taxonomy places the organism in Eukaryota, Metazoa, Arthropoda, Insecta, Coleoptera, Chrysomelidae.